GAGAGGAAAAAGUAAAAAAAAAAAUGAUAAGAGGUGGAAGAAGCCUGGUUUCUUCACCACCGGCAUUCUCAAAUGAUGGGAAGAAGCUCCUUGUCUGCACAGCUAGCACUGUGUCUGUUUUCAGCACCUUCACUGGUUUACAGAUAGGUGAGUUGGAAGGUCAUACAGCACUGGUAACAUCAGUUAUUGUAGUGCCAGCAACAACACCAGCAAGUAAAAUACUGUGCUAUUGUUGGACAGCAUCACUUGAUGGCACAAUUAGAUAUUGGGACUUUUCAGUAGCUGAAUUGAUGAAGACUAUUAAUAUUAAGACCCCAAUUCAUUCCAUGGUGAUUCCAGGACUAGUAUGUCAACCACUGGAGAGCAGUGAAAAAUCUAUGGAUGUUUUUGCUUAUAUUUCUUCUCAGGACAUCAAACAAAUAGAUGGACAAACUUUAAGUUGGCAGAUACAGAAGUGUAACUUAACAAAGUCCCGCCUGGCUGGUGGAGUGAUAUUAACAAAGAGUAAAAAACCUCAAUUAAUCACCCUCAGCCCCAGCGGGAAGUAUAUUGGGUUCUGUGAAAAGCACAAAAUUCGUAUAUGGGAAGUUCCAACAAAAGAUUCUGAUCAUGCAAUCCAUAAAACAAUCAGAUUGCAUCAUACCAAAAAAUUAAACAUUCUAGCUUUCCAUCCAACUGAGAGAAUUGUAGCAGCGGGGGAUGUUACAGGAAGGAUCUUAAUAUGGAGGCAUUUUGGAGAAAGAACGUUUUCUAUUCCUCAUAAGUUGGAAAAUAGAGAAGUUAUCAAGGAUGCAGAGGAGAGGCCUGGAGUGAGAGGCGAUGAUGAUGCUGAUAUGUGCACCACAUGGCAUUGGCAUUCUGCAGAAGUGACGGUCUUAUUUUUUUCUUCUGAUGGUGCCUAUCUCUUCUCAGGUGGAAGAGAAGGAGUUCUUGUGCGUUGGCAGCUAGAUACAGGAAAGAGAAACACUCAGUCACGAAUUGGGAGUCCGCUUUCAUAUUUUACAAAUUCGCCAGACCAUUCACUGUCUUCAGUUUCUUGUGCAGAUAACAGAAUUCAACUGCUUGAAAUGCCAUCCAUGAAAAUGCUAAGGUCCAUAUCAGGGAUCAAGCUGCACAGUUCAGUCCCAGAGAGAUAUAAUGGGCAAUGUAGUGAUGCUGUAUUUGAUUCUACUGCUGGGCUAGUUGCCAUAUGCACAGAAAAUUACUGUGUCCAACUCUUUAGCAUGUUGGAUGACCGAGAAAUUUCAUUGGUUCAAGUCUGUGAAAGAAAUCAUCAGCCGGUUGAUGAAGUCACGGUCAUAGUGAAUAUGGUGGCUCUCUCUCCAGAUGGUUGUACCAUGAGUACUGUAGAGACUAGGCUUCCUGAAGAAGGAAUUGGAGGCCUUGUAUGUCUAAAGUUCUGGACAAGUGGCUCUCAAAAUAAAGACUUCAGCUUAUCUACUGUUAUAUAUGAACCACACAGGGAUGCUGGAAUCUCUGCAAUCACUUUUCAUCCUACUCGUAACAUGGCUGUCAGCUCUUCAUAUGCUGCUGAAUUUAAAAUCUGGGCUUGCAAUAGUGAUGUUCAACAUGGGGAUCAGAUGAAUAAUUCUGGAUGGACAUGCCAUGCUGUUGGCUCAUACAAAAAGAAGCCGAUGACAGCUGCUGCAUUUUCUGCUGAUGGUUCUGUUCUGGCUGUUGCUGCAGAAAGAGUUAUUACUUUGUGGGAUCCAGACAGGAAUGUGCUGGUUGCUACAAUUGGAGAGACUUUUGAGCCAAUUUCAUCCCUUUCAUUUAUUGGGAAGUCAGAAUAUCUAGUAUCCUCAUCUCAAGGCUCUAAUCCUCAAGUGUCUGUUUGGAGUAUGUCAAAGCUGUCUAUAUCUUGGUCUUGCAAGAUUCAUGCAGAAGCUGUAUCGUGUGCUAUAGAUGGUUCGUCUUUUGCUAUUCUUGCACUUCUUCCUGAUUCAGCUAGGUCCAAGGCAUCUAAUGAAGCUUCAUUGAAUAGUGUGGAUGGGGUAAUUUUAUUGUAUAAUGUAGAAACUCCUGUUCCUUUGGCUACCUGGCUUGUGAAGAAGGCUCAAGGUGGAGGGAUUGGUUUCAUUCUUCGAAGUGAUAAAUCAGAAGAGGAUCUUACAGAUGGAAAACAAUUGCAGAUGCUAUGCUAUAUAAAUAGUGAUCAUGAGUAUGUUCUCUUUGACCCAUAUAGUCAGCAACUUCAUGAUCAGACAAUUAUACAGAGACAUAAAUUUCUUCAAUCUGAUGAGACAGGGAGGUCUGGGUAUGCAUCUAUGUAUGGGGAACUACCAGAGUUUCACCAAAACCGAAAUCAAACUUCAUCUGUCGUCACAUCUGUACCGUCAGAAAAGCCAUGGGAAACCCUAUGCAGCGGCCCGUCUUAUGCUCUUCCUCUUUCUGAAUUGUGUUCAAAAUUUCUUGAAACAUUUCUGGAGAAGAGGAUGAUACCUGUGGAGUGAAUCUCUUCUGCAAUUACUUUAUCACAACAAUGGUGCAAAGGAGGAGCAGCAACAUGUAUUUGAGGUAUGUGAAGCAGUUUUGCUGCUGAAGAUGUGAGCAUGGGUCGGCAAAACCUAGCAUUGUAUUUGCUUUAAUCUUCCGACUUUAUGGAAGCAAAUUUUGUAAUCCCUAAGAACCAGCAAAAUCGUUUCACCUUUACAAAAUGGGAAAUUUUGUCAAUCUACAAACUGAUUUUUAACUUUCACACUAUUAUUAGAUUUGAUUUCAAUUA
Messenger RNA from Ipomoea nil (Japanese morning glory), 2725 nucleotides. Its product is annotated as WD repeat-containing protein 75. The transcript has 17 exons. Bases 24 to 2453 code for a protein of 809 amino acids. Gene Ontology annotation, molecular function: protein binding. NCBI's taxonomy places the organism in Eukaryota, Viridiplantae, Streptophyta, Magnoliopsida, Solanales, Convolvulaceae. The record is from RefSeq and is a predicted model, not a curated record.